AUGAUGAACGUCGACUGUCAAUCAAGUUCAUUUCUUUUUGACAAUCCAUCGCAGUAUUUACCGAAAAUGAAUUCAUCAACCAAUUUGAACGAUUAUUUGAAAAAUAAUAUCUCGCUUCAAACACUUUUAACACCUACUCAAGAUGACAAUGACAAUAAUGAUGAAGACGAUGAGGAAAUAUUAACUGCGACAAGUCCAACAACGAUGACAAGUUCAGAUAGUAGUGAUAGUGCAAUUGUUUCUGAUGAUAUCGAUGAUUUCGAUCUACUUAAUCACGAAAAUCAAGUAUUUUAUCGUAAUUCAUGGCCGAAAAUUCUGGAAAAAGCCGACUUAAAACUUCCGUUGACAUUGUCAACUCUUUCGCAUUCGUUCGAUAUCUUGAACGAAUUCGAACAGCAACCUAUUUAUGACAACUCGCCCGACACUGAUCUGCAACAAAAAUAUAAACGUCCACUACCUUGGUUAAGCUCAAGUUCGAAUAUAAAUAAUUCUCCGUUGGCUUCUUCGACAUCAACGCAUGAAUUAAUCUCGAAUAAGGACUAUGUAACACUGGUUCGUGAACUGUCACAACUACGCGAACAAUUAACGGAAAAAGAAGAUGAAGUCACCGAACUCAAAGCUGAACGGAACAAUACACGCCUACUUCUUGAACAUCUCGAACAACUUGUUGCUCGACAUGAAAGAUCAAUUCGAACAACAGUUAUGCGACGACAAGCGCAAGGUGUUUCAUCUGAAGUUGAAGUACUCAAAGCACUCAAAUCGCUUUUUGAACAUCAUAAAGCCCUAGAUGAAAAAGUUCGUGAACGACUCAAAGUUGAAAUUGAAAAAAAUACUCAACUUAAGGAUGAACUUGAACGAACCAAAAAUGAGCUUGCCGGUGUUCGUGAAACUCAACAAGCCAAAGUAAUUGAUGUUAAUCAAUUAAAAACGAUGUCCAAUGGUAUAAUCGAUCCAGACUCUUUAACUGGUAAAUUAAUCGAAAUGCAGGAACUGAUGGACAGUCAAUGUAAUGAAUUAAUCUCUUGUCGAGCACGUGUUCAUGAAUUAACAAAUCGAAAUAAGGAGUUAGAAGAACGUGCGUGUUUAUUUCAACGUGAUAUCGCACAUUCACAUGAACAGAUCAAUAAAUAUCAACGUGAUUUAAAAGAAUCUCAAGCACAAAAAGAAGAUCAAGAAGAGCGAAUAUCCACAUUGGAGAAACGCUAUUUAAAUAUUCAAAAAGAAACAACACAUCUCACAGAAUUCAAUAGUCGACUGGAAAAUGAAUUAGCAACAAAAGAAACGCAACUUAUACAUGCCGAAGAAAAAUAUCAAGCUCUUCAAGAGAAAUAUGAGUUAUUGGAACAAAAACUUCAAUCCCAAAAUGAUACUGAUCCCUCCAGUAAACAAAAUGGCAUUACAAUUGCAACUAAUCUCAAUGGUUCAUCGAUUUCCACGUACUCCAACAGUCCAAAUAACGAUGAUAAAUUACAUCAAUUACAGAACGAAUAUGAUGAUCUUAAAAUGGAGCUAACACGAGCUCGUCAACGUGAAAAAGUUACGGAUGAACACAAUACUCGUCUAUCAGCAACUGUUGAUAAAUUAUUAGCUGAGUCGAAUGAACGUUUGCAAGCACAUUUACACGAACGAAUGCAAACAUUGGAAGAAAAGAAUCAUCUUGUACAAGAGAGUGAAAAACUUAGAAAACAAUUAGAUGAAGUACAAACUGAACGAACAAAACUGAUAGAAGACGUCGAGAGACUCAAAGUCGAAUUGGAAAAUAUUCGAAAAGAACUACAGCGUACUCAACAACAACAACAACACCAACAGCAGCAGCAGCAACAACAACAACAGCAACCUACAAAAACUGAAUCUAUUCCAAUACCAACUCCUUCUUCAACGGAUUUCAUAACUAAUGCAACUGAUUCCUCUAACAGACGGUCACCAUUGUCACGUGUCGUUAAAAACGCACCUUUAGUACCCGAUCACAUCUUUAAACCAUCCGAAGCUGACUGGGACACGAUUGAUCAAGCACAAGUCAUCAAUGACGUUCGUCUAGCUUUUGAAUCAUCUGAUGUGGAAUUAACAACUGAUGAUGAGGAUUCUCUGUAUCAACAUCAUCAUCCGGUGACAAUAAAUAACGGAACAAUUCCUCAUGAAUCGACACAUAAUGAUGCUCAAACAUUAGCACUUGUUUUGCAAGAACAACUCGAUGCUAUUAAUAAUGAAAUUCGAAUGAUACAAGCAGAAAAAGUCGAUGCUGAACUGCGCGCUGAAGAAUUAGAGUCACGCGUUGUAGGAAAUUCUGUUUAUCACUUACCAGACGACGAUGAAGAAGAAGAUGAUGAUGAUGACAUGAAUCAUCAUCAUCGACUUCCAACAUCGGCAUUGUCGAAUGGAAAUAUCGGACAUUAUCAAUCUCAUUUAUCACAACGUUAUUUACGAAACUCACCACCAACUACUAUGAAUUCACAUAGCAACUAUGCUGGACGAUUGCCAUCAUCAGGGCCACACUCUGCAAAUGCAAAAUCAUAUAAAUUCAAUACGGCUCCACCUAGUAUGACAACUUCGCAUAUGUACUCAUAUAAUAUCGGUUCUGAUCCAACAAAUGUCAAUGAAUACGACCAUGCUCUACAUCAUCAAUCUCCACUUUCUUUUCGAAAUGACUACGGAACACCGACACGGUACUUAAAAUGUGAAUCCAGCCCGCCGAUAACUCCUCCACGAGUGACAACUAACGUUCGAACAGCAACACCACAUCACAAUUAUCAUUCUUCAUCAAGUAUUCAAAAUCAGUACCGAAUGAGCACCAACCCAUCGAGAACACAUCCACAGCAUGCUGACGAUAGUACAAGGCAUUAUUAUCCUAAUCCGUCCAUGGCUCAACCUACAUCUCUGUCGUCGAUCACUCAUCAAGACUCUCCAAGUCCGAUAAGCUCCCAAAAUUCCACGUCAGGCGAUGACAACAGCAUUUAUGCACGAAAUCAACAACAGCAAAAGAAGAAGGGUAUUCGGAAUUCCCUUGGCCGGUUAUUCACGCGAAAGCCUGGCUCAAUGGAUAAUAAGCCAAUGCAUGAAAGUAUCCAUCAACCAGUAUCAUCCUAUCAACAACAUUAUCCAUCACCGUACACUACACGAGCUUCAUCCGUGCCUGCAGAUAGUGCUGGGCAUAAUGACAUGAAUGAUUCUACUACCGGUACAUUGCUUAGUUUAGGAAAGACAGAAUUCGAUCGUCGAAUAAAGAAAAAACAAGAAUUACUUGAAGAUGCUAUUCAGAACAAUCAUCCAUUUCCAACGUGGGACGGAGCCACCGUGGUCGCUUGGCUUGAAUUAUGGGUCAAAAUGCCAGCAUGGUACGUUGCAGCAUGUCGUGCCAAUGUAAAAUCAGGUGCAAUUAUGUCCGAAUUAAAUGAAGAAGAAAUUCAACGUCAAAUUGGUAUUAGUAAUCCACUACACCGACUUAAACUUAGAUUAGCUAUACAAGAAAUAUUGAAUUUAACAUCACCAGACGGACCACGAACAUCCGUUACUUCAUUAGCAUUCGGAGAAAUGGAUCAUGAAUGGAUUGGAAAUGAAUGGUUGCCAAGUCUUGGCUUGCCGCAGUAUCGAUCCUAUUUCAUGGAAUGUCUUGUAGACGCACGUAUGCUUGAGCAUCUAAGUAAAAAAGAUUUAAGUAAACAAUUGAAAAUGGUUGACAGUUUCCAUCGAACAAGUUUUCAUUAUGGUAUCAUGGUACUAAAACGAGUUAAUUAUAAUAAGAAAGAACUCGAUCAAAGACGAGAGGAAUCCCUGAAUGAAAAUCAAGAUGUGCUGAUGUGGACCAAUGAACGAAUUAUUCAAUGGUUAUCAACUAUUAAUGGUUUGAAAGAAUAUGCAAAUAAUCUAACGGAAACUGGUAUUCAUGGCGGUUUAAUUGCACUGGAUGAGACAUUCGAUUAUAAUACAUUAGCAUUAGCAUUGCAAAUACCCAGUCAACAAGCUAUGACGCGUCAGAUUCUAGAACGAGAGUUUCGCCUACUACUUGCUAAUGGCACAGAUCGGAAGAUGGAUGAAAACGAUCAAACAAAAAUCAAACGUCAUCCAUCCCUAUUCUCUCGAAAACUUAAAUCGAAAAUAACUAAUGGUGAUACCGUACAUCCAAAUGGAAAUGAUUCGUCUCAUACAACAACAGUAGAUGAGAUCUAA
Adineta ricciae is the source of this 4164-nucleotide messenger RNA. Lineage: Eukaryota; Metazoa; Rotifera; Eurotatoria; Adinetida; Adinetidae. The record is from the annotation of a GenBank genome assembly.